Akanthomyces muscarius is the source of this 4659-nucleotide messenger RNA. RefSeq lists its product as uncharacterized. Gene Ontology annotation, molecular function: ABC-type transporter activity; ATP binding; ATP hydrolysis activity. Gene Ontology annotation, cellular component: membrane. The record is from RefSeq and is a predicted model, not a curated record. The transcript is spliced from 2 exons. Gene Ontology annotation, biological process: transmembrane transport. Bases 1 to 4659 code for a protein of 1552 amino acids. Lineage: Eukaryota; Fungi; Ascomycota; Sordariomycetes; Hypocreales; Cordycipitaceae.
AUGGAUCACGACCAGCUCUUCAAGGCCUCUGCCGCUGGACUGGCCGCUGCGGCUCUCACCACCGUGCCCGCCGUGACCGCAAUCGUCUCCCAGAUCCGAUCCCGCGCCCCCAAGGACAAUUUCUAUGAGGACCAGGAUGGUGUCGCUACACCCGAAUCUAUCGCUGCUUUUUCCAACAAGGCUAGCAAGUUUGCCGUGACUUUUUUGGCCGCCUCGACUGCCGCAUUGUCAAUUGCUCUCGCCGUCCUGAAUACAACCGAUUCUUCUCACGGAAACCUGUUCCUGUCCACCUGGCUCACCACAGGUGCUUGGAUCCUCAUCUUGCUGCAAGCCGCUUGUAUGAGUGCUCACCACAACUUCAUUAAAGUCUAUGACCUCGGUCUUGGCAUCUUCCUUGCCUCCCUCGUCAACAUAAUCGUCGGAGCCGCCGAAACCAACCAUGUUGGCCAAUACCAGUCUCUCCAGCACGACAUCACUCUCAUCCUGCGCAUCUGCACUAUUGCUUCUGCCGGUCUUCUCGCCAUCUCAUCCACGCUCAUCCCCCGCCGUCCCGACGUCUUCUACAACAAUGAGCCUAUCGAUCGCAACUUCAGCGUCAAUGCCCUUAGCAGAUUUACCUGGGGCUGGGGUCGCAAGACUCUCGACCUCGGAGGCAAAAAAGGCGACUUGAAGCAGACCGAUGUCCCUCGCCCGCCUAGCUACGCUCGAUCCAAGGUUCUCGUUGAAGCCUGGGAGAGCUUCAAGUUUGGUGCUGGUCUACUUCGCAACCUCAUCCGCGUCUACGGCUGGCGCUUUGCUAUUCAGUGGACAGGUACCCUCUUCCGUGUCGCCGUUGGCAUGAUUCCCUACAUCAUUCUCCUCAGGCUCAUCCAGAAGCUCGAAACUACUCCCAAGGAUGAGAUGAGGUUUGGCGAUUUCUGGCUUCAUAUUGUUGGUCUUGGACUGUGCGGCAUCGUUGAGCAGUGGCUUGAUGGCUACCUGAAUUGGUAUGCCAUUGUAGGCAUGGGUAUCCCCAUGUCUGCACAGCUCUCCGCCCUGGUCUUCGAGAAGUCUCUCCGACGCAAAAAUGUCAAGACAGCAGAGAAGAACCGUGACUCUGAGGCAGAGGCCAAGAAGGGUGACGACAAGGACAAGAAAAAGGACGACAAGGAUGAUAAGGAGGAUCCGUCCGAUAAAACCGUUCUUCGAUCGCGACAGGCCAUUGUCAACCUUGUCGGUGUCGACUCGAGACGUAUUGCCGAUUUCCUUGCUAUGCAUUUCAUCAUCAUCAACGCCAUUUCAAAGCUCGUUCUUUACUCCGUCUUCCUCAUUCAGCUCAUUGGUUACCAGCCAUACUUGGCCGGUGUCGUCGCCUGGGCCAUUGUCCUGCCAAUCAACAUGUACGCCUCUAAGAUUUAUCUCAAGCAGGAGGAUAAGCUCAUGAAGAUUCGCGACGAGAAGCUUGCCAUGAUCAAUGAAGCUCUCCUCGGUAUUCGUCAGAUCAAGUUCUCUGCUCUGGAAAAGGAGUGGUCCGCCCGUAUCAUGGCCAAGCGUGGAAAGGAGCUGGGUACUAUUCGCCGCAUCUUCGCCAUCGAUCUCAUCCUCUUCACUUGCUGGAUUGUCAGCCCUAUCCUGCUUGCUGUCGUCUCUCUCGCUGUCUAUGCUGUUCAAAAUGGAGCUUUGAAGCCUUCUACGGCUUUCGUUGCCAUUGGUAUCUUCAAAAGUCUUGAAAUGAGUCUCUCUGUUCUUCCUGAAUUCAUCGGCUAUGGCCUUGAUACACUCAUUUCGGUUCGUCGACUUGGCAAGUACCUUGAGGGCCCUGAGAUGACCGACAUUAUCACCCGCGGCUAUGAUGCUGCUCUUGACAAUGCCUCUAUUGCCUGGCCUGUUGAUGACGACGUUCCUGAAGAGGAGCGAUUUGUCCUUCGCGACCUGAAUUUAUCCUUCCCCCAGGGUGAGCUUUCUGUCAUUUCCGGCAAGACUGGCACUGGCAAGAGUCUUCUGCUGUCGUCUCUCAUUGGUGAGGUCGAUCUUCUCGCUGGUAAAGUCCUCAUGCCCCCUGUACCCCCCCUGGAUGAGCGCAACGACACCAAGGCUCACAAGGGCAACUGGAUUCUUCCCGGCACUGUUGCAUACGUCAGCCAAAGCCCCUGGCUCGAAAAUGCCACUCUGCGCGACAACAUCACCUUUGGUCUGCCAUACGACGAAGAGCGCUACAACACUGUCGUUGAGGUCUGUGCUCUGCGCAAGGAUCUUGACAUUCUCGAGGACGGUGACCAGACUGAGCUGGGUGCCAACGGUAUCAACCUGAGUGGUGGCCAGAAAUGGCGCGUCACCCUUGCUCGUUCUGUGUAUUCGCGUGCCGAGCUCUUGCUCCUUGACGACAUCUUUAGCGCCGUCGAUGCUCACGUUGGCCGACAAAUCUUCGAGAAGUGCAUUGCUGGUCCCAUCUGCCACGGCCGUACCCGUAUCCUCGUUACCCACCACGUUGCUCUGGUUGAGUCCAAGACCAAGUACCUUGUUGAGCUUGGCGAAGGCACUGUCCUCCACUCUGGUCUUACCAGUGACCUCGCCGAGGACGGCACCCUCUCCAAAAUUCGCAGCCACACUCAAACUGAAGCCGAAAUCCAUGCCGACGAAACCGCCAACGCCGAGACCAUGGUCAACUCUGAAGAGGCUUCCGAUGCUGAGAAUGAAUUGCAAAAGGUUCCUUCCAAGUCUGCCAAGAAGUUUGUCGAAGACGAAACAAUCGAAAAGGGUUCUGUGAAACGUCACGUCUAUGCUACUUACAUCAACGCCAGUGGCGGUCUCCCUUUCUGGAUUGCUUGUGGUUUCUUCUACAUUGCCUAUGAAGCUGGCAAUGUUGGUCGCAACUUUUGGCUUCAGAUUUGGACUGGACAGUCUGUGAAACAGCCUGCCGAUAACUCAACUAUGUCUGUCAACACAUUCUCUUCGCACGGCACCGCCAGCAUGUUCUCGUUGCAGCACGGCAACCUCCAUGCUUCUGCUGCACCUGUUCACGAUAACGACCAGCAUCUGGGCUUCUACCUCGGUAUCUACGCUGCUAUUGCUUUGGCAAGUGGCAUCGUUGGCUCUAUGCGCAUGCUCUGGGCUUUCACCAUGAGUCUCAAGGCUAGCCACAAGCUCUUUGAACAAAUUGUUUUCACCGUUGUGCGCACGCCCCUAAGAUGGCUCGACACUGUUCCGGUUGGCCGAGUCCUCAACCGUAUGACUGCCGAUUUCGAUGUUAUCGACACACGCCUGAGCUUCAGCAUCAGCUUUUUCAUUGGCAGAUGCUUGGCAAUUAUUGCUGUCUGUGCCGCCUCCACUCUUGUCACUCCAAUUGUUCUGCCCCUGGCCCUCCUACUCAUCAUUGGUGCCGGACUCAUCGGUAAGAAGUACAUGGAUGGUGCUCGACCUAUGAAGCGUCUUGAAAGCAAUUCCAAGUCGCCCGUCUUUGAGCUGUUCAACACUACGCUUUCUGGCGUUUCCACACUGCGAGCUUUCCAGAAGAGCAAGGACUACACCAACCGCAUGCAUUACCACCUCGACACUUGGAACACGAACAAGGUUCACUUUUGGAUCUUCAACCGUUGGAUGGGUAUCAGAAUGGCUGCUAUUGGUACCAUCUUCACCACUUGUGUUGGCGUCGUCAUUAUACUCACCAAGACUAACGCUGCCAUGGCCGGUUUCGCCAUGUCCUUUGCUCUUGAUUUCGCCAACACCAUUCUUUUCGCUAUCCGAGCCUAUGCCGGCCUGGAGCUCGACAUGAACGCUGCCGAGCGUGUCGUUGAGUACUCGGAGCUGACGAUGGAGAAGCAGGACGGUGUUGAACCUCCAGCUGCCUGGCCUACUUCCGGCACUAUCGAGAUGAAGGACGUGGUUGUGGGCUAUGCUGAUGGUCUUCCUGCCGUUCUCAAAGGUGUUACCUUCAACGUGAAGAACAACGAGCGCGUUGGUGUCAUUGGUCGCACCGGCGCGGGCAAGUCUUCCAUGACUCUUGCUCUCUUCCGUUUCCUCGAAGCGCGCUCCGGCUCCAUCAUCAUUGAUGGCGUCGACAUUUCCAAAAUCGAUCUCCACAGUCUGCGUUCGCGCCUAGCCAUUAUCCCUCAAGAUCCCGUGCUGUUUUCCGGAACCGUUCGUUCUAAUCUCGAUCCUUUCGAGAAAUACAGUGACGAGGAGCUUCGCGAAUGUCUUCAGCGUGUCCACCUCAUCGACUCUCAGCCUGUCACUCCUGCCAACGAGCCGGCGUCGUCCUCCAACUCCACCGUCGCUCCGCAAAAUACCAACAUCUUCAGGGACCUCAACAGCGGCAUCUCCGAGUCUGGUGGCAACCUCUCCCAAGGCCAGCGCCAGCUCCUUUGCAUUGCCCGCGCCAUUGUCUCACGUCCUAAGAUCAUGGUCCUCGACGAGGCCACGUCGGCCGUCGACAUGGGGACGGACGUGCUCAUCCAGCGGAGCAUUCGUGAGGAAUUUGACAACAGCACCCUUCUCGUCAUUGCGCAUCGUCUGAGUACUAUUGCGGACUUUGACAAGAUCCUCGUCCUUAGCGAAGGCACUGUUGCUGAAUACGGCAGCCCCAAGGAGCUCUGGGAGAAGGAGGGUAGCAUCUUCCGCGACAUGUGUGAGCACAGCGGUGAGAAGGACAAACUCGAGGCGACCAUUCAAGGCAAGAAGUAA